GUUGUAGGACUACAAACGGAGUGUGACGUCAUCUCCUGCAGCCCCCUCGCUUGACAAAUAUUCAAAACGAUUGGCGGUGAGACUGACUGACUGCUGUGUUCACUGCAAUGGCUCUUCGCAAAUUUGUCAUUAAGUGUGGGAACUUUGCUGUGCUGGUGGAUCUCCACGUACUGCCCCUGGGCGGCCAAGACGACGCCAGCUGGUUUACUACGGACCACAUCGAGGAGGUUACAGCCCUGGUUCAAGAUGCUGUGGACCAGAGGGUUAAGCAGUACACAGAGUCCCUCCACAAUAGAAAACAGCUCAAACAGAAGAAGGAGCUGGCACCUGAUUCAGCAUUUUUUGUGAAAGGGAAAAAGUUCAACGUGGUUGCCAAUUUUCUGAAGCGGCACUUCAACCUCAGAUGUGUUGUCAAGCAGGUUUAUGGAGAUUUGCGUGUGUUUCCUGAAAGAUAUGUUGUGUGUGUGAGCUGUCCAGAGGAUGCCUCAGCACACCAUGGAAACCUGAGCCUGGCCGCGACUGAGCUGGGCGAACCGAGCAGAUCAGAAUAUUUUUCCAGAAUUGGAGAAACCCAAGAGCCUUUAAACAGCCCCACAAAAACAAAGAAGAUUGUGCUUCAAAAGAUAGCCAGACAAACUAGUGUCCAACAAGACCUUUGUGGUUCCAGCAUGGGGGAGCUGCAAAUUGAGAAAAAAGCCUAUUCCAAAGACCAAAGAGGGGAACUUGGAGGUGGAGAGUCAGAAUCAAGCCCAGAAGAGACUGUGUCCAGCUCUGGCCAGAAGGCCACCCCAGAGGCAGACGACAAGGUGCCCUGCUCCAGUGCCUUAACUGAAGCCAUGGCUCAUAUUGGGACUACUCGAAAGCAGGACCUGACCCGGGGGGAACAGACUGAGAAUAGUCCUCCAGACAACAUCAACCCAACUGGGGUCUCAGUAGAUUUCUGCCUACAAGAAAUCAGUCAGGAGAGCAGUAAGAACCAGAGGUACGAGCUGAGCAAUGCAGGGGAAGACCCUCACCCACAUAGGGCCAAGAGGACGUGCCUUGGAAGACCUCCAGCCACAACGCAAACUCACUCCACCGAGUGCUCCACACAAAGAUUCAAGCAUGACCUUCCUGCUCUGCCAUCCCAUCCUCCUGUUGAAGCCAAGGCAGAGUCCAAGGCUUUCCCAGUCUCCAAGUGCAAGAAAACCACACUGGAAGUAGAGCUGCUUACUCCAGGGAAACGUGCCCAGAGGCUCCCCCUCACAAGCAAUAACACGGCACAGACAAACCAAAACAGGCUGGCCACAAGUCUGAGGGGCCUAUCUGUCAAGCCUGCAUCCUCAGGCUCCUCUAUUAGUUCCAGAUCCACACUCGGAGAGGAGGGGAGUGAAAAUGUGCCCAGAACCUCCAGAUUACGACGACUGAAGAGGUCCCGAGGGGAAGAGACAAGCUACAGUAAAGAUGCCUGAUGCCACAGAGAUAGAGAGGAUAUUGUGUCAGGCUCUCUCAGAUGACUUGCAUUUGUACAUGUGUCAAAUAUUACUACAAUAUCUGUUCUUUUCCCAUGUGUGUACUGUACAGACAGUGCGCACACACACACAGAUCAAAUGCUGAACACAUUAUGGCAAUUGAUACACGAGCGUUUGAGUUACACUUUUUCAAAUACUUGAGACAGACUUUGCCUCCACCCAUAAGUAGUGGUGGUCAAGAAAGGCUCGCAAAUGAAAGUCAAAAAGCUUUAAUUGGAGUUUAGAUUUGGUUUUGUGUUAAAGAUUGAGGAUUUCAGACAGGCAGGAGCCAUGCAGUACGUCAUGGCUUGCAGUCUGAAAUACUGGCUCCUACGUGUCUGAAAACUGUCCCGUUUCCCCGCUGAAGCUCUGGUGUGAUUGAUUGCUGUUUCCAGAUUAAUUUCAUCACUCUGUUCUCAAGAAUGUCUUUUUGUAGUUAGAUUUCAUUCAUAUGCAAUUCGCUCAGUACUUAGUUUCUAAGCACCUGAAUUGUAUCUUUAAAUUUGAGGGUAUUAUGCAGCUUUUAUAUUGAACUUGAAACCAAAUAUGUGUGGGUAUAUGAGCAGUUUGGAAGUAUUAGUGGUUUUAUUUGGGACGUCUGCAGUAUCAAAGGUUAAAAUGUAGCUGCUGUCAUCGCCCCAACACUCGACUGGCCCAGGCCUGGAGAGAGCUUGGGGCAGCUAGGGGCCAAUAGUCACUCAUAUGAUGACAUACGAUAACAUAAUGUUGCCCAAAUACAUGAGUCCUGAUUUAUUUUUA
Molecule: messenger RNA, 2249 nt
Organism: Xiphias gladius (swordfish)
Lineage: Eukaryota; Metazoa; Chordata; Actinopteri; Istiophoriformes; Xiphiidae
Gene: slx4ip
Product: SLX4 interacting protein
Exons: 8
Coding region: 108-1451 (447 amino acids)
Source: RefSeq, a predicted model, not a curated record